Messenger RNA from Anoplopoma fimbria (sablefish), 4773 nucleotides. It is a transcript of the gene gjb8, whose product is annotated as gap junction protein beta 8. The transcript is spliced from 2 exons. Lineage: Eukaryota; Metazoa; Chordata; Actinopteri; Perciformes; Anoplopomatidae. Gene Ontology annotation, biological process: cell communication. Bases 142 to 942 code for a protein of 266 amino acids. Gene Ontology annotation, cellular component: connexin complex. The record is from RefSeq and is a predicted model, not a curated record.
GACGCAGCUCAAGAAGAAGCUCUUCCUCCAGAAACACAGCUGGACUCUGCUGGAGCUCCUGGGACCAUUUAAACUGAAAUAAUAAAGGAUUAAUUGAUUUUUUUAUUCUAAUCCCCACAGAGGUCGUCCUCCGUCGCCACAAUGAGUUGGGGGGCGCUCUACGCCCAGCUGGGCGGCGUCAACAAACACUCCACCAGUCUGGGAAAGAUCUGGCUCUCUGUCCUUUUCAUCUUCCGCAUCACCAUCCUGGUCCUGGCCGCCGAGAGCGUCUGGGGUGACGAGCAGUCGGACUUCACCUGCAACACGCAGCAGCCCGGCUGCAAGAACGUCUGCUACGACCACUUCUUCCCCGUGUCGCACAUCCGCCUGUGGUGCCUGCAGCUGAUCUUCGUGUCCACGCCGGCCCUGCUGGUGGCCAUGCACGUGGCCUACAGGAACCGCGGGGACAAGAGGACCAUGCUGUCCUCCAACGGCAUCGAGAAGGUGACGGCGGGCGACCUGGAGACGCUGAAGAAGAGGCGCCUGCCCAUCACGGGCCCGCUGUGGUGGACCUACACCUGCAGCCUGUUCUUCCGCCUCAUCUUCGAGGGCGGCUUCAUGUACGCGCUCUACUUCAUCUACGACGGCUUCCAGAUGCCGCGGCUGGUGAAGUGCGAGCAGUGGCCCUGCCCCAACAAGGUGGACUGCUUCAUCUCACGGCCCACGGAGAAGACCAUCUUCACCAUCUUCAUGGUGUCGUCGUCAACGCUCUGCAUGGUGCUGAACGUGGCCGAGCUGGGCUACCUCAUCGCCAAGGCGCUGAUGAGGUGCUCGGCCCGGGCGAAGAGGAAACAAUCGUACGCCCACACGGACAGCACCAUGCAGGACAAAAGCCAUCUGCAGAACGUGAAGAACGAGCUGCUGCUGUCCACGCCCUCGCAUUCGACCAGCAAGAUGUGCUGAAGGACAGACAGAAACCAUAGAAGAGGAGAAGCCUGAACUGUAAAUCUAGAGCACCCUCCCGCGUGUCAUCAUCACACUAUGUGUUUAGUAAUUAGACUCUUAAUGUAAACAUCCACCAGAACAUUUUAGUUCAAGCUUGUUUGUUCAGAUCAAGAGUUGUGUCGUGUGAAGUUGACAGAGUCGGCCCGAGGCGAAGGUGGUGCAGGCAAACACUGAGGGCGCUGUCCAUCCAACUGGCGCCCAAAAAUGAGGUGAAGAAAAAAUAAUUUAGAGAUGUUAUUAUUGAAAAACAAGCCCUCAACAACAUCAACCUCGCUGGACCCUGUCACUUUCUAAAGCACUUGAUAACGGUCGCAGUCAGCGGGUUAACGUUGAGAAUUCAAAACAUAAUUAAUUAAUUAAAAUUUAGGCAACAAAACCCCUUUUAUGGGUUUAGGAAAAAAACAUCAUGGUUUUGUUCAAAUAAGUACGUAAACAACGUAACGCUAGGACGGAAAAAACACGUCACAAACGACAUUUACGUAAAUUUGGGACACGAAAAACGGUCUCCUGGGUGAAAGUCCCUCUUUUUCGCCCUUAAUGCUUCAUAGUUGCAAUCUCAGAGCGUUUUCUCUGAGCGUCUAAUAAUGAAACUGAUGGAUUCACGUUGUAGUUACUUGAAAGCUCGGUACUUCUUAUAGAAACGCUAAAGGGCGACUUGUGCGUCGGUAUCAGACGUCGAGGGUUCGGUGCUUCCCCCUGACAGUCCUUCACACACUGGGGGCGUUUUCUUGCUUGCUUGCAAGUCAAUAUAUCAUCGAGUGUUUUGUCAAGAGUAAUUUUCGCUUACAACGUGAAUAUAACGCUGCAAAAAAGCAACUUUAUGUUUUGUUUUUUUCAGAUAGACAGAGACAUUUUUCUGAGCCUUCUGCACCGCAAAAUAAAUCAACCAAUCACGUUGUGAAGAACGCGUAGAGUUGCACUAAUAUUUAAUAAAUAACAACAUGGAUGCCUGAACUGACAACUUAAUUACUCCUUUCAACUUUGACAAAGGCGUCACAGACCAGACCUUUCACAAUAAAAGCCCUAGACAGAAUAAUUGUAACCUUAAAUUCAUUAAAGAAAGUUGGAUAAACUUCAAAAGUUAACACAAUAUUGAGAAAUACAGUUUUUCCUCAGAGACAUAAAGCCAAAAUCUUGUCUUGGUAACCAAAUUAGAAAAUUAAAACAGCUUCUGAAGCAGAUUUUGAGACCUCAAGAAAAUAAAUUACCAUAAAAGAGGUUAGUACAUUAAAGAGCCGGUUUCAGUUAACAUUUUUUUAUACAAAAUAAUAUCUCUGCAUCUGUGGAUCUUUAACAUUGUCAGAAGUAUCAUCUCACUUUUCCACACAGUGGAAGGUCGACAGCGUUUGAGAGUUUUUAUAUAUUUAUUGUUGACAGUCUGAAGUUGCUUGAAUGUUUUGAAAACAGAGAAGAAUGACAUCACUGACAUCUAGUGGUUCUAAGAGGAACCUCGGAGAGCACAAAAGGCCUUCCUCAGAGGCUGAAGGAUAUAUCUGGUGAUGAAGAACAGGAAAGAGAACAAAUGAAGUAAAAAAGAAAAAAAACAAGUGCCUUUAUGAUUAUGUUUUUAGUGUCUAGUUUACUAGACGUUACAUUUUAAAUACGUGUUUUUUACAGUAAUUAAUAAACGCAGAGUUUUUAUGAUCCUGAUGUAUUGAAUCAAGUGACUGUGCCUUGAAGUUUGAAAAUUCAGAUUGUUGAAUAUGUUUUCUAUAAAUAAUGCUUUAUUUUGGUGGGUUUGUAAUCACCAAGAAGUGUGUUGCACAACAUGAGAUUAUGCUGAUAAAGACUUUAACAUAAUACGAUGAAAUCUUACACCACAACACAAAGAGAUUUAACAGCUGUUCAAUCAAAUCUGAAUGUCUUUCACUUGAACAGAAAGUGUUUCUGUAUUUAAAUCAGAUGAGAAUGUUUUGCAUAUUUUCACACCUGCACAACAGGUGAUAAAAAAAGAAUAUGGACAAAUAUGUGCGUCUGGACUGGACAAGAUGUUUUUAUUCUGCAGUCAGCGAGUGAUAGAAAACUUACCCAAGUUAUUUUGUUUUAUCUGAUAUGUACAAUCUCAGAAGUAUUAGAAUUUAUAGAAUGACUUUUAUGCACAAGGACCAGAUGCACAGUGAAAAGUUCAUAAAGGUGCAGAAGAGAAUUUUUAUAGAAACAUUUAAAUACAUCCACAAAAAAAAAACUACAGGUGUGAAAGAACAUAUUGAGCUGGAUAUCAAAGUCAAAAAUAUUUCGGUCAAGAUGCUUUUUUUAUAAGAUACUAAAUCUGUCUGAGUCCUUGUGUUUUCCAGAUAUUAAUCAAUUAAUAUUUCACUACAUAUUUUGGGAUUUGACAAAGAGUUUUUUUUCAUAAAGCAGGAUUAUCAAGUUAAACAACUUUAACAAGUUUUAAGGGAUGCUCCAAAUUGUCUUUAUUGUUAACAGUACCAGUCAAAAGUUUGGACACACCUUCUCAUUCAAUGGUUUUUCUUUAUUUUUAUUUUUAUUUUUUUCUACAUUGUAGAUUAAUAUUGAAGACAUCCAAACUAUGAAGGAACACAUAUGGAAUUAUGUGGUAAACAAACAAAUGCUCAACAAACCAGAAUAUGUUUUAUAUUUUAGAUUCUUCAAAGUAGUUGAAUGAGAAGGUGUGUCCAGACUUUUGACUGGUACUGUAGUAAUAAUAAUAAUAAUAAUAAUAAUAAUAAUAAUAAUAAUAAUAAUAAUAAUAAUAAAACAAUUAUAAUAACACAUAUAAUUAUAAUAAUAAUAAUAUUGUUAAAUUGGUAUAAUUAUUAUUAUAACUAUUAUUUUAUUAUUACUUAUAUUAUUAUUAUUAUCAUUAUUACAAUUAUUGGCUAAACUGUCACCCCAAUAUUUAAGUCAAGGCACUUAAUCUUGCUUUAUUAUUUUAUUAUUAUUUUUAUUAUUUUGUUUCAAUAUAUAUUGUAAUUUUAUUUUUAUUGUUUUUAAUUAUUAUUAUUAUUAUUAUUAUUAUUAUUAUAAUUAUGAUUAUUAUUGAUACUUUUUAUCAUUAUGAUUAUUAUAAAUAUCCUCAUUAUCAUUAUUUUAUUGGCCUUAUUGUAAACCCAAUAUUAAAGUCAAGGCUCUUAAUCCUGCUCUAUGAAAACCCCGUCCAGAAGCGGUCCUGCUCAGUCCAGAGGCCCGGUAGUCCUCCUGUUAUUUGGACUUGUGUUGUCUCUGCAGUGUGAAUCCCCCCCCAGCCUUCUGUAUCAGCUUUCAGCAUGGGCCUUAUUUUAGCCACCACACUGCGGGAACCUGGGGGGUCGAUGUCUUUGUCCUCGUUCCCGUCCAGGAAUAGACUGAGAUGGAUUAGUCACAUCUGUGCUGUUAAAAAUAAAAUAAAUCACCUUAUAGAUCAGAAACUUCAUAGUGAAAGAUAGUGACGUUACAUCAUUAAAGAUGGAAGUCUGACUUUGUUUAAGUGGGUGAGAAAGGUUUUGUCCAAAUAUCUAAGAAAUGCCAAGUCAUACAACGUCACAGACAAAGAACUCUGGAUGCAGAAGCUGUUUCUGCUCUGCUUUGACCUUUGACCUCCUGCUUUCUGUAACAGCCAAAUGACAGCUUGUGAUAGCUGAUCACUCCAGUCCUGAGAUUUUAACGUGUUUCUAGUAAAAUGUUUUUUUUCUAUCUGCUCUAACAAACUAAUGAGAAAUGAAGAUAUUAAAUUGUAAAUGUAUUUUAUACACAAGAUGUUUUUUUAAUCAAUCGCACUUUGAUCCUAGCAGUUUUUUCCUCUGUGAGACUUUUUGUUUCAUAAAUCAUUAAAAAGAAUAAUAAAUAGUU